Dryobates pubescens (Downy woodpecker) is the source of this 1477-nucleotide messenger RNA. RefSeq names its product ubiquitin like 3 (gene UBL3). The transcript has 5 exons. The record is from RefSeq and is a predicted model, not a curated record. Lineage: Eukaryota; Metazoa; Chordata; Aves; Piciformes; Picidae. The coding region runs from base 56 to 409 and encodes 117 amino acids. Gene Ontology annotation, molecular function: protein binding.
UUUUUAAUUUUUUUUUCCUUUAAGUUGAUUUUAAGCCAUUUAGGGUAACAUCAAGAUGUCCAGCAGCGUUCCAGCUGAUAUGAUAAAUUUGCGCCUCAUCUUGGUGAGUGGUAAAACGAAAGAGUUCUUGUUCUCACCCAACGACUCUGCCGCAGACAUCGCAAAGCACGUGUACGACAACUGGCCCAUGGACUGGGAAGAAGAACAAGUCAGCAGUCCAAAUAUCUUGCGGCUUAUUUAUCAAGGGAGGUUUCUUCACGGCAAUGUGACACUAGGAGCAUUAAAACUUCCUUUUGGCAAAACAACAGUGAUGCAUUUGGUGGCUAGAGAAACAUUGCCAGAGCCAAACUCUCAAGGUCAAAGGAACCGUGAAAAAACUGGAGAAAGCAAUUGCUGCGUAAUCCUGUAAACCCUGUUAGCUUUACCUGCUAAGUGUGAUGUAAUAUAGUCUUUGUCUUUCAUGCUGCUGGAAUAGAAGAGGCCCUACCUUGCUUCAGACACCUGUAGGAAGAGCCUGUCUGUAAAUCCAUGGAACUGAAAUAUUAAAUGAACACUGUCUCAUUAGUUUUUGGUUCUGUUUUAAAGAGAGAGAGAAAAAAAAAUCUAUGAACGCUUUCAUUGGAUUUUUUUUUUUUUGGUUCUGUUUUUGGCUUUCUUUAAUUCCUGCUCUUUGUUUGUUGAAUAAUCUUACAGUACAUCAGUUCUUGAAAGAACUCAAUCUCCAGAAAAGUUAACGUGGUGGUUUUGGGUUAUGGUUUCUUGUUUUUUUCAUGGCAGGAGUCAUUUUGCUACCACAAAAAAAAACCAAUCUCCAUUCACUGGAUCUAACCAGUCAAGCUUUCUAGAUGCAAUUUGCACUAAAUAUGGUUGACAGUAUAUUCCUCACCAACAACCUCUAACAAUAUUUGAGACACCUAGUAGUAACCUACAAUGUGUAAUGCAACACUGGAAGAUAGUAUAAUUAAAACAAAUUUCACUUACGGCCAAAUCAAAGGGAAAAAAAUCAAACCAGUUCAGUCAGUUCUACCUAAGUCAACCUUGGUGGCCAAACUGGCACAGAAUACUAACUAAAGCAAGUCUAACUAUAUAUAUUUUCACUGCAACAAGCAAACAAAGGAAAACUUAUGUGCCUGUAAUUUAAAAGCACUCUGUAGAGGGCUGAUGAAACUGAUUCUUUUCGUUACUGCGUGCACUCUGAUCUUGUACAUGAGUUGAGUGCUUAUUCAGACAGCACAAACGAGUGCAGGGAGUGCAUUUCCUAGCCUUAAUAUGGGAGGGGUAAUUUCCUGUAGUUCAUAGGCUUUUAUUAUUGUGCAGCAAUGUUAGCAAACCUCAUUUACUAAUCGAUUUUAUGUAUUUGAAUAUUGGCAGUUGGUGUUUUUCAGUCACUUUUCUCAUCUGUACCUUAGCGUCCAGUGUCACGCUUCCUCAUUAGAGACUUUGGAAGAAUUAUUAAGAGAGUUUAAAAAGGCAAAAA